UCUCUUCCCCUUUCCCCAGGAACACUCCAUCCCCGGUGUCUCUCAACAACGUCUCUCCCAUUAACGCAAUGGGCAGCUGUAACAACGGCCCGGUCACCAUCCCUCAGCGCAUUCACCACAUGGCCGCCAGCCAUGUCAACAUCACCAGCAAUGUGUUACGGGGCUACGAACACUGGGACAUGGCCGACAAACUGACAAGAGAGAACAAAGAAUUCUUCGGCGAUCUGGACACACUGAUGGGGCCCCUGACCCAGCACAGCAGCAUGACCAACCUCGUUCGCUACGUUCGCCAGGGACUGUGUUGGCUGCGCAUCGAUGCCCAUUUGUUGUAGUGGGGGCCCCCAUCUCCAGCACCACCACCCAUCACUCUACCUCUACCAGAGCACCAAUGGUCACUGGUGGAACUCCACUCACUUGGGAAAGUUCUCUUUGCUUAUGUUUGUUUUUACGCUUCUUUUGAUAUCUGUGAAAAACAGAAGUCAUUGUAAGUGGACACUACAACUUGAGAGCAGUUUGUUUUAUUACUUAGUCAUUUUUCAGUAUUUUAUAUGCAUUUCUCAGAUCCCACCAUCCUUUUGUGCUUGAUACAAUGAUACAGUCCCUACAGUAUUGUUUUAAGCCCACACUACCCAAAACAAAAAAUGGGAAGUACUUGUGAUGAUAACAUUUUCCUGAGAAAUGAAAUGUCUUACAUAUAUA
Lontra canadensis (Northern American river otter) is the source of this 699-nucleotide messenger RNA. Its product is annotated as AF4/FMR2 family member 2-like. Bases 69 to 332 code for a protein of 87 amino acids. The transcript has 2 exons. The record is from RefSeq and is a predicted model, not a curated record. Lineage: Eukaryota; Metazoa; Chordata; Mammalia; Carnivora; Mustelidae. Gene Ontology annotation, biological process: regulation of RNA splicing. Gene Ontology annotation, cellular component: nucleus; nuclear speck. Gene Ontology annotation, molecular function: G-quadruplex RNA binding.